AUUUUCGUCGUGCAUUCCAUUGUGUUCCGUUGUUCUACUACAGAUAAAGUGGUUAUUGAUUGAGAUAAGUGACAGGGAUUGUCGAACCAUUGUCGAACCCUACAGACCCUUACUAUCCAGCUUUAUAUACCCAUCCAGCUAUACAUACAAAUCACACCAAAAUGUCCUGGCUCACCAGAACGACAUCCUCCCUCCCCAAACGACCCUUAUCCAUCCUCCGACCUAUCACCCUCACCACAGGACAGACCCUCCUUCAACUGCGCCACCAACAACGAACCUACAACCAAACAACCCCCCGCCUCGUUCAUCCUUCCUCUUCUCCCUCUGCCCAACAAUCAACAACCGUCCUGCACGAAGACCACCUCACAAACCCCAACUUCCCUAGCCCGGCAAGCAUAGAAAAUGAGCAAGCUUACAUUGACACCCUAAUCUCAUCCCUCCCCCUCGUCCAAUCCCUGCGUCAGAAUCCAACAUAUAAAGAAUCUCGUCCUCAUCACUCUAUGGACCCAUCAUUGCGGUCAAUGCAUUUCGUCGCUGGUUCUCUGGCGGGGAAGAACAAGGUCACCGUUGCGCCGUUAAUGUGGAUGUCUAAUCCCUCCUCCCCACCCUCCACCUCGUCUACAGCUUCUCCAUCGGCGAAAACCAAUACCAACACAAACGGAGAGGGAAGAGCAGGAAGCCACCUCUACUCAAUCUUCCACAUCGGCGGCCACCUCUGCGGACACCCGGGGUACGUGCACGGCGGAUUACUGUCGGUGAUGUUCGACGAGGCAUUUGCGCGAUGCGUGUCGACGUCUUUCAGCAGUGGUCUUGGGAUGACGGCGAAUCUGAACGUGGAUUUCCGGAAGCCAGCGCUGCCGGGUAGAUUGUAUGUGCUUGAGGCAGGAACUAUGAAGGUUGAGGGGAGGAAGGCUUGGGUUGAGGGGAGGUUGGUUUGUUUGCCGGAUGUUGGGAACGGGGAGGAGGGGGACGGGGUUAUGGUUGCGGAGGCAAGGGCUUUGUUUGUCGAGCCUAAAUUUGCGGAGUCGAUGAUUCCGUUGUAUAAAGGUUGAUCCGUUGAUCCCGGAUCGAGUUGGAUAGAAGUCCUUUUUCUGCGUUUUGCACAAUACCCAUAGACAUAAACACGGACAGAAUAGAAUAGACUAGAUCAUGUACCAUUCCUAUCUAAUUGUUAUCUCACAAAUGCACACCUUGACUCCCUACCAGG
This is a messenger RNA of Aspergillus ruber CBS 135680, 1207 nucleotides long. Its product is annotated as PaaI family thioesterase. Lineage: Eukaryota; Fungi; Ascomycota; Eurotiomycetes; Eurotiales; Aspergillaceae. The transcript has 3 exons. The coding region runs from base 162 to 1052 and encodes 296 amino acids. The record is from RefSeq and is a predicted model, not a curated record.